CCGGUGUGACCAAUUACGACUUGACGUCGCAUUGUUAGUUCAGAAAUUUACUCUGAGUAGUCACCACCUAUAAUACGAAACUAAAUAUUGGAAUAAAAAUGUGUCGAGUUGCAUUCUAUUUGCUUUUUAUCGCGAUAAUUCAAUAUGGUGUACAAGCAAAUGAAACAUCAACGAACGUGAAUCCAAGCAACGAUGAACCUACAGAUAAGGAGGCUAAUGAAGGUCUAGUAGUAGACAAAACGGCUAAAGAAUCACCGGCUGAUGACAAACAGGCUAAAAAAGAACCGGCUGAUGAUAAAACUGCUAGAGAAGAGACGGCUGAUGAUAAAACGGCUAAAAAAGAGACGGCUGAUAAUAAAACAACUAAGAAAGAAUUAUCACCAGAGAAAAGAGCUAAGAAAGAACCAGUAGCCGAAGAAGAGGCUGAAUCUAAAACAACUGAGGCUGAAAUUACAGAAAAUUCUAGUAAAAGUGCUAAAACAACGCCUGGCCCAGCCAGUUCUGCAAAACCUAUGGGUUUCGCUGGCAAUAUCCUUGCACCAGUUAUGGCCGCUCGAGCAAGAAUUGAAGAAAUCAUGCACAGAGGCGUAAAUGGAGCCAAAGGUUUUGCUGAUGGAACCUACACCCUUUUUAAGGAUUCCGUCCAAAACUUCUUCUAAUCAUAAUUUUCUUUAAAAUAUUAUUAAGUUUUUUAGAAGCUAUCUAUCUGUAAUAAAAAAUCAAAGGAUUUUUUGAAAAAUAAAAAAAAAAUAUUUGAUGUUGAAUUAAAGGAGAUGUUUCAAAUCCAGCCCACUAUAUAUAUAGUUCCUCGAAAAACCAGAAAAAUCGAAGGAAUUCGGGAAAAAUACAUAUAAAAUGCUAAAAUGCACACUUUUCUUGUAAUAUUCAAUUUGUUAUUUAGUAUAUAAUGAGUUUUAUUGACUUUGGUUAUGGCGUCUCAACAGUUUAGAUACUCACUUGUCAAAAAAAUUACACUAAACAAUCGAUUUGACAAUGAAACAAAUAAAUAUGUCAAGUGUCAUUAAUCAACAGCUUACGACGAACUGCUCACGGGCACCUAUGUGAAAUCUUGGUUUUAACGACUUUAUGUGUGUUUCAAAAGGUUUUAAUGACUACAGUAUGUUAGUAUCACCAAAAGGGUAGGUCAAGCAAGCGUAAGAUUGUAUUCUUAAUUUGAAUUUUGGAGAAUUGCUAAGAAACUGUUUAAAGACUCUUCAUGACCAAUUCCUGCUAGAAAGUUCGUCGAUGUAUUAAAGAGUUUUGGAUGUGUUUUUCAGAAAACUAAGAAUGCAGUUUUAAUAAGUGAUUAAUGCACGUUUCUGUUACAUUAACACAUUUUUGAAAAACUGUGCACCUUUGAUAAAAUUUUCAUCUGUACCUACUAGUAGGUCUACAUAUGUAUAUUGAUGAUUCAUGGCAAUGUCAAGAGCUCCGGUAUUUUGGUGUAAACUGUUUAGAUAUCGGACCCGAUCGGUUUAAAAUAUCCCGAUUGCAUAAAUGAACACGAUUUAAAGGAGUAUCGGUACUUUGGGCUGCGACAAAAAACAAUUUUUCAGUUGGUGAUGCCGAUCACAACUCGUCUCCUAUGUCUGCAAAUUUACCUGAUGAUGAUGAUGUCCUCCUAGCCGAUUAUCGGCUACGGCGGCUGUUCUCAUAUAAGGAGAUUAGCCAACUACGCAAGACAUAUUAUAGUGCACGAGCAUUUGCGCAGACACAGGUGCACUCCCUAUU
This is a messenger RNA of Helicoverpa armigera (cotton bollworm), 1731 nucleotides long. RefSeq lists its product as uncharacterized. The record is from RefSeq and is a predicted model, not a curated record. Lineage: Eukaryota; Metazoa; Arthropoda; Insecta; Lepidoptera; Noctuidae. The coding region runs from base 99 to 659 and encodes 186 amino acids. The transcript has 3 exons.